AAUAAAAACUAAUGAUAUGUUUUAAGAGGAAAACGUCUGAUAAAAAAAUACGAUAAAAAUCUGGCAAAUAUUCAACUUCAACUUUAGACUUAUUAUCUGUCGAAAAGUGCAAUUAAUAAGCAACAGUGUUGCAUUGAACGAACGCACGUGGAUCGAGUCUUAUGUAUGAUAAGAGAUAGGAAACAAUGAACGUUUGCAAAAACAAGCAGAGUGUCAACAGGUCAUUUUAUUGCACUUGUCCGCGCGCAUGUUGUAGUGCCCACAUUGGUCUACUAAUAGUAAUAACUAAUAAUUAAUACUAAUUUAAUAUUCCAACCCGGAUCUAAGUCAGUGUGACAAGAUAUAAGGCAACAAUAAAUGUUAAUAACUGUCACUUAUAUGCAGUAGCCUGACGCCUGAUAAUUUAUUACUUUGUUUUGAUUCCAACCCUGAUCUAAGUCGGUGUGACAAGAUAUAAGGCGACUAUAAAUGUUAAUAACUGUCAGUUUAUAUGCAGUAGCCCGAUGCCUGAUAAUUCAUUACUUUGUUUUGAACAAUGAUAUGUGGAAAAAGGAAGAUCGACGAACCAGAUGUGAUGUUCUUAACCAGUAAAAUUAGCAUUCAACCGUUGUCUGAAUAUAAUAACUGUAUAUGGUUUUCAGUUACGCGAUCAUCUUCGAACUACCAAAAAUAUUUAUUUGAAAAACACAAAGUGUACAUGUAGCCACUUGCAUAACAAAAUCGCGUGCCCUUUCACAGAGACUAGUUACUGCCAAAAAUGUUCAACUAGUAAUAGAUUAUGUCUGACCAUUCUCAAUCUACAGCGCUGCCGCGAUGUAUCGUACAAGAACCAUUCGAGUGUGUACACACAACCGAUGCUAUUUGUCGGAAAAAUCAUAUGGACACCAAUGGUCCUAAAUUUGUAAAAACAAUACAACACAUAGAGAGUCUUUCCAAGCAUCUAUAUAAUGUGAGAAAUCCGCUUUUUUUCAUUUGUAAGGCACAUGCUCAUAAACACAAAGUACCGACACAACACACAGUGUCAUUUACUAAUGCUAUGCGUUGUCUCAUAGAAUCCACUGAAUGUUGUAUACAAACAGUCAAGUGCUGUAAUGAAGCUGUAUUCGUUACUAAAUAUAAUAGCAGCUUCAUAAUAGCUACUGUUGAAGAUAACCCAAAGAAGAGAAAUAGCGGAAUAAAUAAACACCAAUAUCAACACACUUUGGACACUGCUCUAUACAGCCAGCAAGACUUGGAUUCUAUAAAUGUACGUGUUUCGGUGCAACAUUUGAAAAUACAAAAGUAUAUCAUUUUCGAUCCAACUUUGUGGCGAGAACAGUCCAAAAAUCAUUUUAUAAGUAUGCUCAGAGCAAUUAUAAACAUGCCGGACAAAGUAAAGGAGAGACAUCAACGUUUUGAGUCUUCAAAUUUCAUAAUUUCCAAUAUUAAACGCUACAAGAGCGGUAAGUGUUCAGUUAUAUGUGAUUCCAUUAUUGGCUUUGAUACCAAGGGUAUUUAUCAGACAUCCACUAUUUCGUGUAUGCUUCAUUAUUCGACAGUGCUGCUUCCAAAAUCCCUGUACACUUUGCUUGAGUCCGAUUAUGAUCUACAGUAUGUGGCUCUAAAGAGAGACCCAUCACUGAAACUGUCUUGUCUUUUCAUUUGUAAAGCUGAAUGCAAUCCAGACAAGAGUAUAGACACAAUUGUUAUACCAGAUGCAAUUGCCAAAAUGUUGGGUCAAGAUCAGGACGGUGACAAAAAUGGUGUCUACUUGUUACCUUUGCGUGUGCAUGGAUCGAUGCUCGUAAUUCGGUGAUGCACAAGCUGGCUAAAAUGAAAAUGUCUGAAGCCUAUUGUAAGAAACUUACAACAGACGGAAUGCCGAGACUCUCUUUCUCAGAGAAUAAUUCAAUUUUAAUGGAAAAUAAUAUCGGACAACUUUUAGAAACAAACUUGAUGUUUCGUAAAACCUAUCCGGCCGCUGAACGCUUUAUAACGAAUUUUGAUCGCGAUGCUCGUGAACGAUCACAAUACAUGAUUGAAGUAGGAUGUGGUUACAUGGAGAAAGAGUUUGAAGAUUUGUGCCAACAAUUGAUUAAAAUGAACAAGCAGCCGUCCAGCUUCGAAACAAUUACUGCUGAUGAUCUAUUGAUUUUAACAAAGAAAAUUCCAAAUAUAAUUAUUAGUUCGGGCGCAAAAGGCUACAAAGAGUCUGGUUAAUAAUAUUCGAAAAACCAAUUCGCUGUUCGACAAACGCAAAGAAAUGAUCGAUCAACUACAUCGCUACAUUAUCGCUACAUUACAUCAAGCAAGGAUCUCAGACACUCUGGUCGUGAAUGUUUUUUCUCUGCACUAUGCAGCUCACGAUAUAAUUGUAAUAAUUGUAAUGCUUGGUCACAUAUAUUUGAAUAAAUAUCAUGUGGCCGAUUACAAUGAAUUUGCCAGUAUUGGGACAUUUCUAUUUGGUGAGGCUUCAUUGGACAUGUUCAUAAAUGACUUGGAAAUAUUAUAAAUGUCUCAAUAUUACUAUACUACUAAUUUAUUUAUAUAUUUAAUUAUAUGGAAUUAUAUAUGUGUGUAAAUAAAUAUGUGUGUGUGUUUAAAAAAGAAAUAAACAGUUGUGCUUAUUAAUAGUAAUUUUGCCUUUCUUGAACCAUAUUACUAGAUUCUCAAUUAUUAGCAUGUAUCAUCAAUUAUUUUGUCUUCUUCUUUGCUUUGAGGAAGACAAUGAUUUUGAAGUUUCAAUAAUUUGUUGCUCAACCGGCGACAAAGGAGCUACAAAUUCGGUAUUUGAAUUAUUCGCCACACUCAUUGAAAAUGGUGGUAAUUUUUCAACUAGUGGAGCCGUCGGAUUGUAGGGUGGUGGAGAUAUAGAUCUAUACACUGGCUGAACUACAUGAGCCACAAUUGGAUUGGGGUUAGCAGACUUUGAAUCAGACGUGUUUGCUGGUGGAUCUGAACUUUCUAAAGUUUUAUUCUCAUCUUCAGCCUUUUUGACUUUAUUUUUCUUCCAAUAGAUAAAGAUUAAGAGGCAAAUGAUUGCAAUAACUAUUAUCGCUACAACAAUAAAUAGUGGUGUUGAAUUCGCUAAUUCGUACAUGAUUUCAGUUUAAUUAGUCGUAUUUAUACUAUUUUUACAGAUUACAUUAUAUCUGUACCUCAGAGCUAGAAGGGCAUAAGUCUUGAACAGCUGAUUUUAUCUUGAAUCUAUAGAAUCUAUAGAGUUUGAAAAACUGAACACGUUCCACUAAAACUAUCAUUUUGUCAAAAAACAAAAUGUUACAGAUAUAGUAUAGAACUAUAAUUUCAUUUAUGCUUUUCCAAAGUUUUUUGGGUUAUCUUUGCAAUUAUUUAUUUGGUUUCGCUUUUCAUCCAAUAUCUUCCUAUAAUCUUUCAGAUCCUGUUUGAGUUGAAAGGUUCUCUUUUACAUUCUAUCUUCCAUAUUUAUUGAUUCAAAGGUAGGAUAUAGAAAUCUCAUAAGUUGACAACUGAAUGUGGUUGGUAAGAGAGAACCAUAUAUUAUCAACGCUAUUAAAUUCAAAAUCUGGGACCAAGUUUCUGUGCUCAGGCUCUCUAUGUCUCAGCUUAAAAAAUAUAAUCGAUUUUUCUAACUUUUCUCGGUACUAUCUCUUCUUCUCUGACAAUGUUAAUCUGAUAGCCACCAAUAUGAAGAGAAAUCGAAAAGUGAUUUAUGAUAAUAGUUUUCGUAUCCACCACCACCAAUCUGUCAUUAGUUCUUAGAAAGUGUGAUCGAUACAAGAUGCUGUAAACUCUACUGUGAUCCUCGUAUUACUAUUGUUAAGAGAAGUCAUUUUUAUUCAAAGAUAUACACUCAUCGAUAAAUUUGUCGAAGUGACAAACAUCAGUACUAAUAUAUAAAUAUAUAUUACAAAUACUUAUAUUACAAACACCAGGCAGACAGACAUCAGUAUUAAUUUGGAAUGCUACUACUUAUGUAUUCAUUCAAGAUUACCAAGAGCUCAGAAAUCUGACUAUUUUGUGAACGAAAAACUACCAAAAAUUUUAGAUACUUCCAACUUUAAACAUCGAAACAAAGAGAAUAAUUAUUUACAACAUCAAAAUAAUUAUUUUCUUUAACAUAAAUAAAUUAUUUAGUUUAGAGCAUUUAUUCAUCGAUUUGUAUUCCGAAAUAUUGAAAAAAAGAGUGUAUCAUUACUAAUCCAUGUUUCUGUAAGUACAAUAAUUAUUAUUACUUCAUACAUAGUUUUGCUGUCUUGAAAAAGACAGAAAAGCAAUAAUUCGGACUAUGCAUGUGGUAAAGUGCAAGCAUAGGUCACGCGGUAUCAGUUAAUUAAAUGCGUCAAUUAAUAAACUGUUGCAGAA
Molecule: messenger RNA, 4323 nt
Organism: Nilaparvata lugens (brown planthopper)
Lineage: Eukaryota; Metazoa; Arthropoda; Insecta; Hemiptera; Delphacidae
Exons: 3
Coding region: 779-1795 (338 amino acids)
Source: RefSeq, a predicted model, not a curated record